Molecule: messenger RNA, 1344 nt
Organism: Ceraceosorus bombacis
Lineage: Eukaryota; Fungi; Basidiomycota; Exobasidiomycetes; Ceraceosorales; Ceraceosoraceae
Source: the annotation of a GenBank genome assembly
AUGCCCUCAGCAGCCAGACCGACGCGCAAGGGCGCCAAGGUGACGACCGCCGAGCCGACCUCUUCCACUCUCAAAGGCAAGAGCAAGGGCAAGGGCAAAACAUCUUCCACAGACGCCAGCAGCUCUUCUUCCUCUCCCGCUACAAUCCAACGCAAGGCUGCGACUGCAAAGAAAGAUAAAAACUUGGACGCCGAAGCGAAACCUAAAGCUAGACUUGCAAAACCUAGCGAAGCUGCGCGCAAAGCGAAAGAGGUGUCGAAGGAUGUUGGAACGGAUGGAUUGAGCGAGAUUCAGAGUGGAAAGAUGAUCAAAGGGACGAUAGAGAAGAGUGGAGGCAAGAAGCGCACCAGAUCGCAUGGGCAAGAAGCAUCUACCAGACCCAAGAAACAAUCACAGUCCCUCAAGAGCAGCAAGAGCAAAUCGCCCCUCGUAGCUUCCGAACUGGUCAUCUCUGACGAAGAAGACGCCGAGGACUCGGAGGUAGAUGCGGGAGGUGACGAGACCAUCUUGAGAGGAUUGUCAGUGAGCGCUAGCGAGUCUGGAUUGGAGAGCGACUCGGACGAUUCAGAGGAGGAGGUGCUGGACACAUCGCUGGCUGUGGGCGAGCUGGUCAGGUUGCCUAGCAGCAAGCAAGAUGCAGACGUCAAAGCGAGAUUGGAUGCGGUCGCGCGCAAAAAGAACCUCAAAGGAAGCUCCAUCGCAUCCAUCCCUUCCGUGCUCUACUUUGGUCGACUUCCCAAACACUUCAUCGAACCAGCAUUGAAAUCUUACUUGGAACAAUUUGGAAAAGUGAACAGGUUGAGAUUGUCGAGGAAUAAGAGGACGGGCGCUUCGAAGCAUUAUGCGUUUGUAGAGUUUGAGGAUGGCGAAGUGGCAAAGAUUGUUCAGGAGACGAUGGAUAAUUAUCUGAUCGAGGGAAGGUUGUUGCAGGUUAGACAGGUGCCUGCUGCUAGGGUUCAUCCUUCCAUGUGGAUCGGGGCAAAUCGCACUUUCAGAAAGAUCCCAAGAGACAGGCUGGCCAGGGUGCAGCACGACAAGGUGAGUUUGGAUGUGUGGCCCCCUUGGCACACACCAAACCGAACGCAGCUCCGCAUCUCUGUCACUGACUCUGCUCGUCUUGCCACACUCUUUCCAGCCUCGAAAUGCGGAGCAGCGAGCAGAGGUCGAGAGGAAGCUGCUGGAUAGGCAAGAGAAGAAAAAGGCAGCUUUGAAAGCCAAGGGGAUCGACUAUGAUUUCGUAGGAUACGUGAGUACGACGUUUUGCUGGCUCUUCGUUGCCUCGCAUCACUUCGAAAGCUCACACCUGCGUGAUCCCAUUCCCAUAUCAUCAUGUGGCAGGCGUAA